AUGAGAGUUGACAACCUUUGCCGCAGCAAACGAUACAGCGAAUAUUUCGAUCCUUGCCAGGAUGCGGCCAAUCGGAGUCUCAAAUGUCUGCGCCGGAACGGCGGUGAUCGUCUCAUGUGCCAGGAUUAUUUCGACGCAUACAAAGCAUGCAAGAAGCAAUGGAUGGAUGAGAUGAAGGAGCAGAAACGACGGGAAGGCAAGGGCUGGUUUGGUUGACGGGCGGAGGCCGAUUGUGUUAUUUCCCAGGCCUCGACGCAUCGAUAGUAAUGCAUUGUAUAAUACCUAUAUGACACGGAAAAUUGUACAGCAGCGGCAGGCUUUGUCACGCCGCGGGAGAUCUAUCAUACAAAAAGCAAAGUGCGAAGUCGAUAUGUCGCAUUUCUUGAUCUGAACGGCGCAGGUGGUUUGUUGUCCCAUCUAGCUUACGAGCCGUUCAUCUCAUAUCCGCCAAUCGGCACAGAG
Messenger RNA from Dissoconium aciculare CBS 342.82, 462 nucleotides. RefSeq lists its product as uncharacterized. The record is from RefSeq and is a predicted model, not a curated record. The transcript has 3 exons. The coding region runs from base 1 to 216 and encodes 71 amino acids. NCBI's taxonomy places the organism in Eukaryota, Fungi, Ascomycota, Dothideomycetes, Mycosphaerellales, Dissoconiaceae.